This is a messenger RNA of Penicillium cataractarum, 1800 nucleotides long. RefSeq names its product sorting nexin 1. Gene Ontology annotation, molecular function: phosphatidylinositol binding. NCBI's taxonomy places the organism in Eukaryota, Fungi, Ascomycota, Eurotiomycetes, Eurotiales, Aspergillaceae. Gene Ontology annotation, biological process: retrograde transport, endosome to Golgi; protein retention in Golgi apparatus. Gene Ontology annotation, cellular component: endosome. The transcript has 5 exons. The coding region runs from base 1 to 1800 and encodes 599 amino acids. The record is from RefSeq and is a predicted model, not a curated record.
AUGGAUAUCGACGCUGGAGAUUCCCCGUGGGGCGAUGAACCGUCGCGCUCAGUGAGCAGCCGUUCCGCCUCGAAGCAGGAUACCCAGGACAAUGGUGUGUUCAUCCCUUCAGCCCCCUACAUAUUCGUCAACCCCUCACUAACCGCACCGCCGUUUCUCCUUGCAGCUCCCGUCCAGCCCGCGCCAUCAGCUGGAAGUCCCGAAGUCCGGACACCCGGAAGACGAGUGCCGCGAGGAACGAGGAAGAUCAGCGCGCAAGCGACACGUUUGGAAGCCGUCGACAACACCGUUGAUCCCCUUGGCCCGCUCGGGGAAUCGACCCCCGAUGUAACCGCGACUCCUACCGAGGAGGCACCGGCCCCUCCCCAGAAAGAAUCGCUUGCCGCUCGAGGCCCUCAACCGGCCUCGACGUUUGCCCAGAUCCCCGGUGCCACCGGCCUUGCCGACUCGGUGCAUCUCGAAGAAGAUGGCGCCGGUUUCCGAGGCCCUCCGCCUGUACAGCCUGCCGCCGAUGUCGACGGGCCUAAGCGACAGACGCAACCAAGUAUGAGCAUUGAGCAAGCUGCGAAGCCCACAUUUGAUAUCAGCGUUGGAGAUCCGCACAAAGUGGGAGACCUGACGAGCAGUCACAUUGUCUAUCAAGUGCGGACAAAGACAACAUCCAAGGCAUACCGUCAACCCGAGUUCGCAGUCAGCCGCCGGUAUCGUGACUUCCUUUGGCUAUACAAUUCCCUGCACAACAAUAACCCUGGAGUGGUCGUUGCUCCUCCCCCCGAGAAACAAGCCGUAGGCCGCUUUGAUACCAACUUUGUCGAGUCGCGAAGAGCAGCGCUUGAGCGCAUGUUGAACAAGAUCGCGGGUCACCCAAUCCUCCAGCAUGACGGUGACUUGAAGAUCUUCCUCGAAAGUGAGGCGUUUAACGUGGACAUUAAGAAUAAGGAGAACCGGGAGCCCGAUCUUGGACAAAGCAAGGGCAUGUUUAGUGGCUUCGGUAUUUCAGUCGGUGGAGGCGGCAAGUUUGUAGAGCAUGACGAUUGGUUCCAUGACCGGAAGGUCUACUUGGACGCUCUUGAGAAUCAGCUCAAGGCACUGUUGAAAUCUAUGGACACAGUUGUCGCGCAGCGCAAGGGUCUUUCCGAGGCUGCGGGCGACUUCUCCAGCUCGCUUCACGCCCUGGCUGCUGUUGAGCUUUCCCCCGCACUAGCAUCUCCCCUGGACGGUCUAUCCGAGCUUCAAUUCCGAAUUAAAGAACUUUAUGAACGCCAAGCUCAGCAGGAUGUGUUGACUCUGGGCAUUACAAUUGACGAAUACAUUCGUUUGAUCGGUAGUGUCAAGACUGCAUUCUCCCAACGACAAAAGGCCUUCCACAGCUGGCACGCUGCGGAGUCGGAUCUACAGAAACGCAAGAACACCCAGGAAAAGCUCCUCCGUCAGGGCAAGUCCCAGCAGGAUCGACUCAACCAGGCCAAUGCCGAUGUUGCUGAUGCGGAACGCAAGGUACACCAAACCCGGCUCUUGUUCGAAGAUAUGGGCCGCUUGAUGCGGAAUGAGCUGCAGAGAUUUGAAAAGGAGAAGGUGGAGGAUUUCAAGUCUGGUGUGGAGACUUUCCUGGAGAGUGCCGUUGAGGCUCAAAAGGAGUUGAUCGAACUCUGGGAAACCUUCCUUAUCCGUCUGGAUGCUGGUGAGGACGGCCUACCCUAUUAUGUGCCCGCCGGUGAGACUGGCGAGGCGCCCGUGUCCGAGUCAACGACAUCGGCCACCGAGCCUGCUGCAGUGCCCGAGGACGAAGAUGAAGCAUGA